Molecule: messenger RNA, 1494 nt
Organism: Ichthyophthirius multifiliis
Lineage: Eukaryota; Ciliophora; Oligohymenophorea; Hymenostomatida
Exons: 4
Source: RefSeq, a predicted model, not a curated record
AUGAAAUAAAAAAACAAAACAAUAAUAAUAAUAAUCAUGAUAAUAAUAAUAAAUAAAAAAAUGAUAAAGAUAAUUAUAUUAAAAAAUAAAAUAAUGACAAAUAUAAAAUUUUUUAUAAUAAUAGCAAUAACGAAAAUGAAAAUUAAGUUGAUAAAAUUAAUAAUAUUAAUAUUAAUAAUAAUAAUAAUAAUAAUAAUAAUAAUAAUAAUAAUAAUAAUAAUAAUAAUAAUAAUGAUUAUAAUGAAAAUAAUAAUAAUAAUGAUAAUUAUAAUGAUAAUGAUGAUUAAAUUGAUUAUCUUAAAAGUAAUGAUAUUUAAAAUAAUAAUCAUAUUAAUAAUAAUAAUUAUAAUGAUAAUUUUUAUAAUAUAGAUAAUUAUAAUAAUAAUGAAAAUUAUAAUAUUAAUGAUAAUAAUAAUAAUAUUGAUACUGAUAUAAAUUAUAAUAAUGAAUAUUUUAAAUUUAACAAUAAUAAUAAUUAUAUUAAUAAUAAUAAAGUUGAUGAUAAAUAUAAUGAUAUUAAUAAUUAUAAUGAAAUAAUUAUUGAUAAUUAAAAUCAUAAUGAUAAUGAUAAUUAUAAUGACUAUGAUAAUGAUAAUAUAAAUGAUGAUGAUAAUUAUAAUGAUAAUGAUAAUGAUAAUGAUAAUGAUAAUGAUAAUGAUAAUGAUAAUGAUAAUGAUAAUGAUAAUGAUAAUGAUAAUGAUAAUGAUAAUGAUAAUGAUAAUGAUAAUGAUAAUGAUAAUGAUAAUGAUAAUGAUAAUGAUAAUGAUAAUGAUAAUGAUAAUGAUAAUGAUAAUGAUUGUAAUAUAUACACAAAAUUUAAUGAUAAUAAUUUCAAAUAUAAUAGUUCAUAGUAUUAGAUUGAAUAUAAUAAUUAAAAUAAUAAUAGAUGUUAAAAUAAAACGAAGAAAUGCUUUAAAAGUUAAAAAAAUGUUUAUGAAAUUAUUUAUAUUGUAAUAAGAACAAGGGAAUAAAAAGAAGAAGACGAUUAUGAAUAAUAAGAACAAUUAUAUUAAUAUGAAGAUGAUGAAAACUAAUAGUAAGGAGAAGAAUAACAUUAUUAAUACUACUAAUAAUAAUAGUUCUUAAAAUAUUAAUAAUAGUAAGAUUAACACUAAUAUUAAAAUUAGGACUAAGAUUAAAAUUAAGACUAAGAUUAAAAUUAAGACUAAGAUUAAAAUUAAGAUUAAAAUUAAGACUAAGAUUAAAAUUAAGAAUAAGAUUAAGAUUAAGAUUAAGAUUAAGAUUAAGAUUAAGAUUAAGAUUAAGAUUAAGAUUAAGAUUAAGAUUAAGAUUAAGAUUAAGAUUAAGAUUAAGAUUAAGAUUAAGAUUAAGAUUAAGAUUAAGAUUAAGAUUAAGAUUAAGAUUAAGAUUAAGAUUAAGAUUAAGAUUAAGAUUAAGAUUAAGAUUAAAAUUAAGAUUAAGAUUAAAAUUAAGAUUAAGAUCUAGAUUAAGAAGAUGAGGAAUAAUAAUAAGAUAAUGCUAGGUAGAAGAUGA